This is a messenger RNA of Magallana angulata, 777 nucleotides long. RefSeq lists its product as uncharacterized. The transcript is spliced from 5 exons. The record is from RefSeq and is a predicted model, not a curated record. Lineage: Eukaryota; Metazoa; Mollusca; Bivalvia; Ostreida; Ostreidae. The coding region runs from base 1 to 777 and encodes 258 amino acids. Gene Ontology annotation, cellular component: nucleus.
AUGGCCGAAAACGAUAUUGAAAGUUUAAUAUCUGCAGCGAAGAGGAAAAGGGGGGCCAACUGUUCCUCUGAGGAACAAAUUGUCCUUAUAGAGGAGGUUUUAAAGUAUGAGAAUAAGUUGUUUGGGAAAAUAAAAGGGGCAGGGGCUAAGGGAAAACAUGGCAAAAUUAAAGAAGAGACCUGGCAGUCCAUCACUGACAGACUCAAUUCACAAUUCAGAAAUGAACGAACAUCGGACUCAAUUUCCAAAAAAUACGAUUACAUUAAACAAAGAGCUAAAGAUAAAAUCGAUGGAAUACGCCGCCCUAAAACAGGGGGUGGUCCACCACCGGCACCACUGACACAAGCAGAGGAGGCCCUGUAUCAAGCGAUGGAUACCCGUCCCACAAUUGUCGGCUUGGUUGGUGGAAUUGAUACAGAUGAACCAUUACUAUGUACCAAACAACCUCAAGAGAUUUGCCAUAGUAUAGUUGCAAUGGAGGAUUGCCCGACUGUUGAGGCAAGUGGUGAUGCCUCAAGUUCAUCCAAUGUGGAGAAAAAGAAGAGAAAGAUGCCACAAAGAGAACGUAUCGAAGAAAUGGAAAUCCAGAAUCUGAAUCUGGAAAACCAGAAACUAUCAGAAGAAAUAAAGAAACUUCUACUAGAACAAAGGAAACUAGAAAAAGAGGAGAAAAAAUUGCAAACUGAAAUUGACGUCAUUGAAAUCAAAAAGACAUACAUGAUUUGCAAACUUAAUGCAGAGUUUUCUGAAUGUCUGCUAGACACAAAUUGCAUAUAG